This is a messenger RNA of Melanotaenia boesemani (Boeseman's rainbowfish), 3119 nucleotides long. Its product is annotated as tripartite motif-containing protein 16-like. The transcript has 2 exons. Gene Ontology annotation, molecular function: zinc ion binding; protein binding. NCBI's taxonomy places the organism in Eukaryota, Metazoa, Chordata, Actinopteri, Atheriniformes, Melanotaeniidae. The coding region runs from base 233 to 1903 and encodes 556 amino acids. The record is from RefSeq and is a predicted model, not a curated record.
UUGAGCCAGGACCAUGACCACAUGGAGGGGAGAAUGUCUAAGUAUUUAAGCAAAUAAAAUGUAAAUAACUUAAUUUCUUUCUUCUUUCUUUUUUUUCCACUUAGGUUUUGCAGCCUGAAAACCUGUGAAGUGGAAGAGCUGAUUCACUGUAUAUACACAGAUUGUUCGGAUCAGAACCAAAACUAGCUUAUAGCUUUAAAAAGAAACUAAGCGAUUUCCACUCAGGUGAAAAAUGGAGCAGACAGAAGCUCAAUUGGAAGACUCCAUCUCUUGUUCCAUCUGUCUGGAUCUACUGAAGGAUCCGGUGACUAUUCCCUGUGGACACAGCUACUGUAUGAACUGUAUUAAAACCUGCUGGGAUAGAGAAGAUCAGAAGGAAACCCAAAGCUGCCCUCAGUGUGGGCACACCUUCACACUGAGACCUGCCCUGGUGAAAAACAUAAUGUUAGCUGAUUUAGUGGAGGAACUGAAGAAGGCUGGACUUCAGACUUCUUCAGGCGAUCACUGCUAUGCUGGACCUGAAGAUGUGGCCUGUGACGUCUGCACUGACAGGAAGCUGAAAGCCAUCAAGUGCUGUCUGGUCUGUCUGGCGUCUUACUGUGAGAAACACCUUAAACUUCAUUAUGAAUCUCCUGCAUUUGAAAAACACAAGCUGGUUGACCCCUCUGAGAAACUCCAGCAGCACAUCUGCUCUCGUCAUGAUGAAGAGAUGAAGGUUUUCUGUCGUACUGAUCAGCAGAGUAUCUGUUAUCUCUGCUUAAUGGAUGAACAUAAAGGUCAUGAAACAGUCUCAGUUCCAGCAGAAAGAGCUGAGAAGCAGAAGGAGCUGGAGGUGAGUCGACAACAAAUCCAGCAGAGAAUCCAGGACGAAGAGAAAGAUGUGAAGCUGCUUCAACAGGAGGUGGAGGCCAUCAAUGGCUCCGCUGAUAAAGCAGUGGAGGACAGUGAGAAGAUCUUCACUGAGCUGAUCCGUCUCAUCCAGAAAAGAAGCUCUGAUGUGAAGCAGCAGAUCAGAUCCCAGCAGGAAACUGAAGUGAGUCGAGUCAAAGAGCUUCAGGAGAAGCUGGAGCAGGAGAUCACUGAGCUGAAGAGGAAAGACGGCGAGCUGGAGCAGCUCUCACACACAGAGGAUCACAACCAGUUUCUACACAACUACCCCUCACUGUCAGCACUCAGUGAGUCUACACACUCAUCCAGCAUCAAUAUUCGUCCUCUCAGAUACUUUGAGGAUGUGACAGCAGCUGUGUCAGAGACCAGAGAUAAACUACAGGACAUCCUGACAGAGGAAUGGACAAACAUCUCACUGGCAGUCACUGAAGUGGAUGUUUUACUGCCUGAACCAGAACCAAAGAGCAGAGAUGGAUUUUUAAAAUACUCACAUGACAUCACACUGGAUCCAAACACAGCACACACACACCUUCUGUUGUUUGAGGGAAACAAAAAAGCAACGUAUAUGAAACACCAGCAAUCUUAUCCCAGUCAUCCAGACAGAUUUACUGCUUGGCAUCAGGUCCUGAGCAGAGAGAGUCUGACUGGACGUUGUUACUGGGAGGUGGAGUCGAGACGGGGAGGAGUUCGCGUAGCAGUCGCCUACAAGAACAUUAGAAGAGCAGGGCGCUUAAAUGAGUGUUUGUUAGGGUGCAAUGACAAGUCUUGGGCCUUAUGCUGUGAUAAAAACAGUUACACAUUUUGGCACAACAAUGUAAAAACUCCAGUCUCAGGUCUUCAUUUCUUCAGAGUAGGAGUGUAUCUGGACCACAGAGCAGGUAUUCUGUCUUUCUACAGCAUCUCUGAAACCAUGACUCUCCUCCACAGAGUCCAGACCACAUUUACUCAGCGGCUCUAUGCUGGACUUCUUUUCUACUCUGAUGGAGACACUGCUAAGUUUAAUAAACCAAAAUAGAUGAAAGCCAUUUAAGGGUCAGAUUGUUAAAAUGUGUAAUUUAGUUUUAAGUUUAUUUUUUUCCAUCAUUGUUGAGUCAUUUCUUCAGCUGUCAAUCACACGUUCUGGGUGAUGAUUCGUGAGUUUGAUUUAAAUAUUUACUAAAAUCUGCUGUGAUGUUGCUUGGGUUCAUUCUAUUUUUAUUUAUAUUAUUUCUGUAUUACUGAUUUAUUUGUCUUUUUUUUUCUUGUAUAUUUGAUUUUAUAUCGGUACAUAUUAUUUUUUAUUAUUCUUAUAUAUUAAGUGUUUUGCUUAACUAAAGUGUAUUUGUGGGGAAGAUUUUGAAGCAAAAUUGUUUGACAUGGAAGUUAAAUGUAGCUACUUAGAUUUCGUUGUGUUUUUUUUGUGAUCUCACUGUCAAAGCAUGGUGAUGAAGAGACACCUUUUGGAAUACUUACAAUGAAAAGACAAGCAAAUUAAGGUAAAACCAAUUUUUAUGAAUAAUUCCGACCAACACCGUAGGAUGUGUUAGUGGUGUGUGUAAAUUGAAAUUAAUAUGAUCUGACCCUAAUUGCUGCAGGGGAUUGUGUCCUUGAUAAAAAUGAGUUACCUCUGAUUAAACUAAAAUAAAUAAAUAAAGAAAAGAAAAUAAGAAUGAGCCAGUCUUUUGAAAAGCUCUUCAAAAGUAACAGCUUCUCAAGAUCUGGCUCUCUUUAAAGAGCCAUAAAUCCCAUCUGUACCUGCUUAGUAAAUGAGGCUCUUACAAAAUAUCAUCCCACGGGCCACAAUUAGCACCAGAGCCACAUGUUUGAGACCCAUGAGCUAAAUUAAUUCCAUUUACAUUUAUUGGAUUGUCAGACCAAACGUUGUUGUUAUUCUAAUAGAUGUACAGAUGAGGUGAUGUAAACAUCAUCAUCAUCAGGACAUGAGUCAUUAUUUUACUGAUUAUGUGACAACAAACUGAUGAUUUACAUGAUCAAUAAAAGGUUAUGGCUUUAGGAUUUAUCCUCUACUUAGGUAUUAUUCUGCACAUUUUCUCUUUGUUUUAGCAAAUAAAUACAAGUUUGUGUCUUGAUACAGUUUUAUAGUUGAAAUUUAAGAUGAUUUUUUGUUUGUUUCCUUUAAUCUUGAAUCCAUUGAUUGAUUCAUGAGUUUUGGACAGAAGCUGUUCUGUAAAUUUGAAGAGUGGGAAUUAACAUGAGAUGAAUGAUACCUUUGUUUUCAUGCACAAUGUUUU